AUGCAGAACGAGUGGUUAGACAUAGGAGAUUUUUGCAUCCCAUUAGCAUUAAAAUGGCGCACUUUAAUUUAUGAUUGGUCGCCAGCAUUGCCUAAAUUCUAUCUCAAUGCGUUCCAGAUGACUCUCCCAGAUCAGAGUAAUUUAGUAAGAUGGGGUAAAAGUACCGAAAAAACUUGCUAUAUCUGUGGAAAGGCAGUUGGAACUGCUAAGCAUCUGCUGGUGGGAUGUAAGGUACUCCUUGACAGCGGUCAAUACUCGCGUCGUCACGAUAGGGUUCUAGAAGUCAUACGUGAAGCGGUUAGUCUUUCGGUAGCCAGAGCGCAAAAGGGAAUAACCACAAACGAACGAUCAGUAGGUUUUGUGAAAGAAGGCACUAGGGCUACAAAAUCAAACGUCAAGCCUUACUCCAUCCUUAAAGCGGCGUCGGAUUGGACUAUAAUGAUGGACACGUAUGAAAAACAAUAUAAAAUCCCCGAGGAUAUUUGUGCGUCGGCCUCCAGACCGGAUAUAUUUUUGUUUUCGCGAAUUUUAAAGCGCGUAGUGAUGAUAGAGCUUACGGUCCCUUGGGAAACCAACAUCCCCAAAGACCAUACCAUCAAGGUCAACAAAUAUUACGAGCUCACAAACGAACUCACUCGAAAUAGGUUCGUAGUAAAUUUGUACGCGGUAGAGGUGGGAGCGAGAGGUAUAACAGCGAAAUCUCUCUAUAACCUACUAAAGGACUUGGGCUUGUCCAGAACUCACAUUAAUGCAUUCUUGGAACGUACAUCGAAGGCAGCCCUAGUAGGUUCUUUUCAAAUUUGGUUAGGUAGGGAGAGGAGCUUGGACAGUGGAGGUGAGCGUAUAACGCGCGUUAGUUAA
Molecule: messenger RNA, 861 nt
Organism: Danaus chrysippus (African queen)
Lineage: Eukaryota; Metazoa; Arthropoda; Insecta; Lepidoptera; Nymphalidae
Source: the annotation of a GenBank genome assembly